Messenger RNA from Penicillium malachiteum, 498 nucleotides. RefSeq lists its product as uncharacterized. The record is from RefSeq and is a predicted model, not a curated record. The transcript has a single exon. Bases 1 to 498 code for a protein of 165 amino acids. NCBI's taxonomy places the organism in Eukaryota, Fungi, Ascomycota, Eurotiomycetes, Eurotiales, Aspergillaceae.
AUGAAGCAUACUCAAGGGGCAUGCCUAGACGACUCGGAGCUGUUCAACUACGGUGACCACUGGGAGAAGAUGUUUGAACUACUCCCAGAACUUGCAGAUCCUCGCUUUAGUGAGGAUAAAAGUAUCAGGCCCAAAUUCACUCCUCUUGAUUCAGAAAUCAGUUUGCUCCGUCAUGCACGAACAUCAUGCAAAGAGGCUAUACGACAAGAGAAAAUCCUAAACCCUGAAGAUUGGCAUGAAAAUCCACAUAAAGUGAUUUACAGGACAUUUUCUGAUCUCCACUAUGUGUGUACUGCAAAUUAUGUUAUCAUUAAUGACCGAGAAGCCUUUGAGACAGGGCAUGCCCGUAUUGUCUACGUUGAUAGCAGACAGAAUAUUGUGCGCGAAGCCCGCUUCGAGGUUGUCCUGGGGUCCUUCGAGGAGACCAUGCUGGACUGGUUCGAUAUCACUCUAACGCAGUGGCUGUGGGAGGACAGCGAGGUGGGAGAGAAAUAUUGA